Meloidogyne enterolobii is the source of this 809-nucleotide messenger RNA. The record is from the annotation of a GenBank genome assembly. NCBI's taxonomy places the organism in Eukaryota, Metazoa, Nematoda, Chromadorea, Rhabditida, Meloidogynidae.
AUGAUUGAUCUAUACAAUUUUAAAUUAUUUUAUUUAGAUAAAAUAAAUAAUUUAAUAUUUAGAUUAAAAUUUAAAAAUGAAGAUGAACAAAAUGGAAAAAUUGAACAAAUUACAGAAUUACUUGCUGCAAAAAGUAAAGAAAAAUGUGGGGGAAAAUGGGAAUUUAAUGGAGAAAUUCAUUUCCGUCCAUUAGAAGCAAAAAAAUUCUUUAACAACAUUUUAAAUUUGGCAAGAGAUGUAGAAGAAAAUAAAAAUUCAGAAAACGAUUUCUUGCAAAUAAUUAAAAGAAAUAAAUGGUAUUCUGAAUUUUUAGAUUCUGCUGAUGUAAAAAUAGAGGGAGAGAAACAAAAUAUACAAAUGUUUAUGACUAAAUUUAGAGGAAUUAUUUAUGAUUUUAAAUGGGAAUUAAUUUGGAGUUUUAAAAAAAGGUCAAGCAUUUAUGUUCACAACGCUGAAGGAUCCGCUAACAAAAUUUGUGAUCUUCUAUUAUUUCGUUUAUUACUCGAAUUUUUAAAUUCAAUGACUAAGAAUGAAAAUUUCCUCAAAUUCUUUUAUUCAAGUACUGAAAUAGAUUAUCUGGAGACAAAGAAAGGGGAAAAUAUUAAACUUGCUUAUAUUUUAAUUAAAUUAUUUAACGAAUAUAAUAAGAAACCUGAGGAAUUUUAUAAUUUAGAAUUAAAUGAAAAGUAUUCGGAAAAUACAAAGAAAAUGAUAACAAGAAAAGUUGAGGAAUUUAUAGAAAAUUAUAUUGAUGGAGAAUUGAAUGUUGUUGUUGAUCGUUUGAAAAGAAAUUAGAAAGAAUAUUUUAU